Acanthosepion pharaonis is the source of this 1587-nucleotide messenger RNA. NCBI's taxonomy places the organism in Eukaryota, Metazoa, Mollusca, Cephalopoda, Sepiida, Sepiidae. The record is from the annotation of a GenBank genome assembly.
AUGCCGAAACUUUUCUGUCCUUUGCUCUGCUGGAGACUUUCCACAUGGAAAAGCCAAAAAACCUUUUCGCAGCCAGCCGGGUUUAUACCAGUGCAUCGUAUUACUUCCUUUUGCCACAGCCAGCAGGCUUCUUCCUUUCUGCCGUCCAACCACUUUACGCCACACCCUAGGCUUCAUUUUACACUGAAAUUACCUGCUGGAUACUUCCCUAAACGCAUAUACCUUUUUUACGAGGAAAAAGACAACAUGAGUAUGAACAAGAAAAAUACAAAGAAGACGUUUCAUAUUGACGAGUCAGAUCUUCUGUGCCAAAAUGGCUGUGGUUUCUAUGGUAACCCAGCCUGGCAAGGUUUCUGCUCAAAAUGCUACCGGGAAGUCUACCAAAGGGCCAAACAAGCACAAGUUCAACAUGAUGCCUUGCAGGAGGCCAAAAGUUCCAAUCAGCUGUGGAAACUUCCUGACAGAUUGGCUGGAGUACUUGGAGAUUCCCCACCUUCUUUCUCUAAAUUUGAAGAGAAAAAGACACAACAAACGAACAAACGAAGUCACACUGUAAAGUCGAUCUUCAAGCGACCAUCACAGAAAGGUGGGAAUAAUAUUUUUUUUAUUUUUUCAUAUUUUUCUUAUUUUCAUAUUUUUCUUAUUUUCAUAUUUUUCUUAUUUUCAUAUUUUUCUUAUUUUUAUUUUUUAUAUUUAUAUUUUUUUUUUUUUCUUUUUUUCCUUUUUCUUUUUUUCCUUUCUUUUUUCCCCUUUCUCCUUUUUUCUUAUUUUCCCCUUUUUUCUUUUUUUCAUAUUUUUUCUUUUUUUCCUUUUUUUCUUUUUUCCCUUUCUUUUUUUUUUUUUUUUCCUUUUUUUCCUUUUUUUUUUCCUUUUUUUUUCCUUUUUCCCCUUUCUCCUUUUUUUCUCCUUUUUCCCCUUUCUCCUUUUUCUCCUUUUUUCCCCUCUCCUUUUUUUCUCCUUUUUUCCCCUUUCUCCUUUUUUCCUUUUUUCCCCUUUCUCCUUUUUUCUCCUUUUUUCCCCCUUUCUCCUUUUUUCCUUUUUUUUUCCUUUCUCCUUUUUUCUCCUUUUUUCCCCUUUCCCUUUUUUUUCCUUUUUUCCCCUUUCUCCUUUUUUUCUCCUUUUUUUCCCCUUUCUCCUUUUUUUCUCCUUUUUUUCCCCUUUCUCCUUUUUUUCUCCUUUUUUUCCCCUUUCUCCUUUUUUUCUCCUUUUUUUCCCCUUUCUCCUUUUUUUCUCCUUUUUUUCCCUUUCUCCUUUUUUUUCUCCUUUUUUUUCCUUUCUCCUUUUUUUUCUUUUUUUCUCCUUUUUUCCCCCCCUCUCCUUUUUUCUCCUUUUUUUUUCCUUUUUUUUUUCUCCUUUUUCCCUUUUUUUUUUUUCUCCUUUUUUUUUUUCUUUUUUUUUUUUUUUCUUUCUUUUUUUUCUUUUCUUUUUUCUCUUUUUUUUUUUUUCUCUUUUUUCUCUUUUUUUUUCUUUUCUCCUUUUUUUUUCUUUUCUCCUUUUUUUUUUUUUCUCCUUUUUUUUUUUCCUUUACAUGUUUUGUCCAUUUCUCAUGUAUUUGCUCUUUCUGUUCUUAUUCUUUUUCUUAUCUAA